Molecule: messenger RNA, 789 nt
Organism: Colletotrichum karsti
Lineage: Eukaryota; Fungi; Ascomycota; Sordariomycetes; Glomerellales; Glomerellaceae
Exons: 2
Coding region: 1-789 (262 amino acids)
Cellular component (GO): cytoplasm; mitochondrion
Source: RefSeq, a predicted model, not a curated record
AUGCCAUGGCCUUUCAGCUCUUCGGCGAAAGCGCCUCCACCACCAAAACCCGAAGAAGCGAAGUCCACCUCGUGGAAUGAUCUUCUUCCUCAGCCUGAUCCCCCGCUACAGGCAGCGAAAGAAUGGGCCCCCGUUUUCUUGACGUCCGUCGGCUCUCUGGCCGCAUUCAUGUUCUGGCAGUCCCGCCUGCGACGAUUUCCCACCACCGCCCAUAUCCGGCCUCAUCUCUACAGAAAGAGGACUUUGCUUGGCCGAGUUACUAGCGUUGGAGAUGGCGAUAACUUCCACUUGUUUCAUACGCCGGGCGGAAGACUGGCUGGUUGGGACUGGCUGAGGAAAGUCCCCAAAGAAAGGCCAGCGCUGAAGGGGAAAACGUUAGGAGUACGAAUUGCUGGAAUCGACGCUCCGGAGGGCGCACAUUUUGGCCGCCCCGGUCAACCAGGAGCAACGGAAGCUUUGCAGUGGCUGAGGGACUAUAUUCUCAAUCGACGAUGCUGGGCCAAAAUUCACAAGCGCGACCAGUACGAUCGUGUUGUCGCAACAGUCUACGUCCGGCGGUUUCUAUUUAAGAAGGACGUAGGGCUGGAAAUGCUGAAGCGUGGUCUGGCCACAACCUACGAGGCGAAAUCCGGCGCAGAAUGGGGAGGCUUCGAAGAAAAAUACAGAGCGGCAGAAGCUAAGGCUCAAGGCAAGAAACUUGGACUUUGGGCUGGCAAGGCUAGCGAAUAUGAGAGUCCAAGGGCGUACAAAACCAGGAUCAACGAAGGAGAAGAGAAGAAGACCGCCUAG